AUGGCGAUCCCCCGGGCCAGUGUGCAAAGGUUGCAACAGACGCUUUCGCAUGUCCAACCAGCGAAAGGGCCAGUGCAGCUCUCGAUUGUCGAAGGUCCGACCCAGCCGGAGUUGCUGGAUAUCACACUUGGAGAGCUACUGACGCUGCAGGCACUGCGGUAUGGCGACUACGAAUGUCUGGUUUUCCCCUGGACCGGCGCAAGGUGGACAUACCGCGAUCUGAAGGAUGAAGCAGACCGCCUGGCGCGCGGGCUGCUGGCCAUGGGCAUCCAAAAGGGCGACCGGAUUGGCAUCAUGGCUGGUAAUUGUGAGCAGUACAUCUCCGUGUUCUUUGCUGCUGCUCGCGUUGGGGCCAUCCUGGUCGUGCUCAACAACACCUACACCCCGUCGGAGCUCUACUAUGCGCUCAAUCACUCCGAAUGCCGUUUGUUAUUCAUGACGCCUCGCAUUGGGCGUCAUAAUCUGGAAGAGGUUCUCACGGAACUGGGUCCCCGCCCCAAACAGAAUGCAACCUCCAAGGCACUGGAGGAGACCAUCAUCCUCCGUGGCGAGUACAACGACUUCGGCACCUAUGACUCGGUCAUUCAGCGCGGUUUAUCACAGGCCGCUCAUGUGCUGCAGGACCGAGAGUCUGAACUGCGGUCAGGCGAUGUGUGCAAUCUGCAAUUCACCAGCGGUUCGACCGGUAACCCCAAGGCCGCCAUGUUGACACACCACAACCUUGUGAACAACUCCCGAUUCAUCGGUGAUCGCAUGGACCUCACCUCUUUUGAUAUUCUCUGCUGUCCACCGCCGCUUUUCCACUGCUUCGGGCUGGUCCUAGGCAUGUUGGCAGUUGUGACGCAUGGGUCAAAGAUUGUCUUCCCCAGUGAGACCUUUGACCCGCAGGCGGUGCUGCAUGCCAUCUCGGACGAGAAGUGUACCGCUCUGCACGGUGUGCCCACAAUGUUUGAGGCGAUCCUGAGUAUUCCCAAGCCUCCUCAAUUCGAUACAUCCAACCUCCGCACAGGAAUCAUUGCCGGUGCUCCAGUGCCCCGCCCACUCAUGAAACGGCUGCUUGGGGAAUUGAAUAUGAGUGAAUACACCAGCAGCUACGGACUGACGGAAGCUUCUCCUACCUGCUUCAACGCCUUCACUACCGACAGCAUCCAUACGCGACUCACCACUGUCGGCAAGGUGUUGCCGCAUGCACGCGCCAAAAUUAUCGAUACACAAGGCAAUCUCGUGCCCGUUGGCCAAAGAGGAGAGCUCUGCAUUGCCGGCUACCAGCUCACCAAGGGAUACUGGCAUAACCCCGAGAAGACGGUGGAGACGCUUGUGACCGAUGCCGACGGGGUCACUUGGCUGAAGACGGGCGACGAGGCCUCAUUCAACGAGCAGGGCUAUUGUACCAUCACUGGGCGAUUCAAAGAUAUCAUCAUCAGAGGCGGCGAAAACAUCUACCCCCUCGAAAUCGAAGAACGGCUCACGGCGCACCCACAGAUCGAGCUCGCGUCCGUCAUUGGGAUCCCGGACCAGAAAUAUGGCGAGGUGGUGGGCGCGUUCAUCGCACUGGCGGCGGGUGAUGGCCCACGUCCAUCGGACGAGGAUCUUCGCGCCUGGACCCGCGAGACGCUCGGCCGGCACAAGGCGCCACAGUAUGUAUUUGUGUUUGGCGAGGAGGGCGUAUCGAGCACAGUUCCAGUGACCGGCAGCGGAAAAGUGCGUAAGGUGGAUUUGAGACAGGCCGCGGCGGCGGUGUUGGCUCAGCGAGGCCGGUAG
Messenger RNA from Penicillium lagena, 1761 nucleotides. RefSeq names its product putative long-chain-fatty-acid-CoA ligase (gene sidI). Bases 1 to 1761 code for a protein of 586 amino acids. Gene Ontology annotation, molecular function: medium-chain fatty acid-CoA ligase activity. The transcript is spliced from 4 exons. Gene Ontology annotation, biological process: fatty acid metabolic process. NCBI's taxonomy places the organism in Eukaryota, Fungi, Ascomycota, Eurotiomycetes, Eurotiales, Aspergillaceae. The record is from RefSeq and is a predicted model, not a curated record.